AUGUCGCCAAACCAUGUCUAUACAAAAUUCAGCCCUCCAGCGAAGUGUCGUUGUCCAAGCUGCCCAUCAUACCUUUCUACCCAAGAAAUAGAACAAAUUAAUUCCUCCUGCAAUAAAAAGAUCUCAGAAAUUAGAGGAAUUCCAAAGAGUUCUUCACUGGUGCACAUUCCAAGUGCCUUCCACAAAACGCAUGUCGUAAACGAUGGGCAAAAUGAUGUUGCAUCUGAACCGGAAUCCUUUUAUAACCCUAAAGAACUGGCUACCGGUCAGAGAGCUACCUUAAAAAUCAGGAAUUACUAUGAAGAGCGGAGAGUUCUAGUUAAACAAAUCUAUCCAACUAUUCCGGGAUCAAGAGAAGAUAGUCAGGCCGGAGAGCGCCCAGACCUUUCAUAUGCUCGUAAGAUAGAUGGUUUUGAUGAAAACCAUCAUCACCGACAUCUUUCGAGUGCCGUCGUAUUCCAAGAUCCUGUUUUAGAGAAUAUUCCUUUUCGUGCAAGAGAACGUCAACAGGGCUUUGUUGCUGGAAGUAAAAAGCGAAAAAACCGCCAACCUCGCCCUCAGAGAGUCAGAGAAGACGAUCCUACACAUCUUGCAGGAAAUGGAAAGGGACAUGUACGGUUUGAAGAUAAUCAACAUGAGGAACCUUGUGAAAAUGGAAUCCUUCCGCAAGCAAACCCAUCGAGCCAUCAUGACCCAUCGAUCACGAAUAAAGGAUCUCCUGAAACUUCCUCUCCUUAUGAGGAUGACUCUUCCACAGUCCCUGCUCAUCACGGAUGGAUAAGAAGUUUUAAAGCUAAAGAAAGCUUCAUCAAAGACACAUCUUCGAGGUCACAGAUUCGCAGAAAUUCUAUUUGUUCAGAUUCACAGCCACCUUGUCAUCCCUUACCUGAACGAAAGCGAACCGCCAAGAUUACUGCACCAAUGCUUGAUACUCAGAAAGUUCAGAGUCGUGAUGCAUCAUCGUUUGGCGAGAUUUCCAGCGAGUACUCCUUUUCAAACCAAUUCUCACUCGACCAUGAAAAGAGUGCAUUUCACCAGUUUGAAACACCACACUUCAAACUGGGAAUCUCAUGCGGAAAUUUAACCAAGCGUCCAGGUUACUUACGACCAGAGUGGAAGUUAGACUCACAGCACCGUUAUUUUCCUAAAAGGUUACAAGUUUCAAAAGCGCACUAUGAAACUUUGGAAAAACGAAGAGCAAGUCUUGAAAGUGUCCAAAAAAUCAUUCCAUCCCCAGUGCAAGUCGCGUUUGGUCCCCACCAACUCAACAUAAGCAGAGAAGGCGUUAUAAUGGAUCCAUGUAAUCACCAGGGCAUGCCCAGUUAUGCCGAGCGUCGUGCUGUGCAAGCAACGGAGAGUUCUCAAAAAGAGGAAAUGCCCUCUCCUCCAUCAUCAUUGUCCAGUGACCAGGAUGGUGGUACCAGCGACGACGUCGAUGAAUUGCAGAAAACACAAAUCAGUGAGCACCCACAUCCGAUAGAAGACACGAAUACCCUCAUCGACGACGAGAACCUAAAGAGACACAUUGGAGAGAAACAUGUCACUUUUCCAGAAGGCCACAGCCUUUUCUUCAAGAGGCCAGAAGAAUAUGAUAACUUUAUGACGUCUAAUUUGAAAGAAAGAAGAUUCGUUUGCCGCUUCUGCUGCAAGAAAUUUGCCCACUUCUCAACACUCCAAAAUCAUGUCCGGACACAUACGGGUGACAAACCAUUUCAGUGUAAAUUUUGCAGUCGUCGAUUUGCUCAGUCGGGAGUCCUUAAGGCGCACUUGCGCACGCACACUGGCGACAAGCCUUUUGUCUGCAUGUACUGUGGGAAAAUGUUUGCUCAGAGCACGACACUGACAAAUCAUCUUAGAACUCACACUGGCCAAAAACCAUACGUUUGCCAUUACUGUGGCAAGUGUUUUUCCCAGCCCUCGACGCUAAGAAAGCACGAACUUUCUCACACCAAAGAACGCCCAUAUUCAUGCAAGUUUUGUGGAAAAGCGUUUGCCCAGCAGUCCACGCUUACUAAUCACAUGCGCUCUCACACUGGCCAGCGGCCCUAUAAGUGUCACUUCUGCGAGAAGAGCUUUGCCCAGUUGAGUACUCUUGACAGACAUCUACGCCUCCAUUCCAGCGUAAGUCUCAAGCCUCAUCAGUGCCAGUUCUGCAGCAAGAGUUUCAGCUACUUCUCUAAUCUAGCAACUCACAUGCAGAUACAUGAGCAGGAACAAUUAAAAGUGAUUUAGGCUAUGGUCACAAUUGGUUCCCACGCAGGCGCAUAGCUUGAACAGGGGCACCCAACGAGGAUGUAGUUCAAAACCGCUUAACAUAGCAUUGUUGAACGUAUUUUAGUAUUUAAACGGUAGAUAUAGGCAUAUUUUUAUCCCCUAAAAACUUUUCAUCUUUUCGGAUUUCCUAGCUGAAAGUCUAGUGAUCCGAAAAUUAUAGGGAUCAAAACUUACCUUUUCGAAAAUUUCAGAAAGGAAAAGGCUCCCGAAAAUUGUAGGUGGCCUUUUUUAGGGUAAAUAUCCGUUUAAAAUGGGUAAUUAUACCAUUUUGUAGAUGUUCGAAAAUCCUAGGAGAAGCAGGCAAGCAAGAAAUUUUACAACAAAUGUUCCGAAAAUUCUAGUCCUCAAAUCGAACAGAUAUUUUCCCGAAAAUUUGCCGUUGGGUGCCCCUGCUUGAGAAAUGUUUUCGAUGGGCAUUUAUGCCACCACACUCCUUUUUUUUGGCGUCUAAUAAAACUAGAUAGCAGUUGACUGGAAAUUCCAAUUUCGAGUAUCUAGUGUGAACACUUUACAGUUUGUGCUGGUACCAAGGCAUUAGUCUUCGGAGACCGAGUGUAAAUAUGACUUUUUAACGUAAUUGCACCUAAUUAGAAAGAUUCGUCUGCAAUAAGAAAAUAGACUUUUGUGCUUUUUCUAGUAAUUUUCUACUUUUAAAUGGAUCAACAACUACUUACUUUUGGGUUUAUAGUAAAAUAACUUUCAGUAGAGAUAAGCAAGCCAAUUUAGUGGAUUAGCCUACAAAAAAAAACAAACAAAAAAAACAAUCACUCCUGUACAGAGCUUCCGUUUGUUUCAUAGCCACCGACUCCAGUACUCACCAUUUUUAACUUGGGAUCUUUCACAUCCUAAACAUUCAAUUAAGAUUUAAGAGACUUGCUAAUGUGCUAAGGCCUAACCAAAGAAAGCCGAGUAUUGUUUCUGUGGUUCCCUGUCUGUCAUAAGGGGGAAAAAAGGCCUGAAAGACAGGUAACAAGCUAAAAUGGUUCUUAGUAAAAACGCUGGUUUAGGCAUGAGGCAGGGUAGGAAAAAGUAGUAUUAAAUUGUUUUAUAUACAUUGGUAGACAAAAAUGAAAAUUCACGGAUUGCGGCAAAUGUGACUUGACCUGCAUUUGCUCUUAAUCGAAUCUGAUUUACCAACAAAGAAACAGACUGAAAAAUAUAGCUAGCAGAAUUUAUUCCUCUGAUUGGUGCAGAGAAAAAUUUUGAGUUCUGCAAAUGUGUGCACCAAUGGAAUACAGAAACUUUCCAUAUUUAAACAAUAGCUGUAAACACCUAACUGGAAAAACUUUUGAGGGGACAAAGUGGAAAUUUGUGGACAACUCUACGCAAAGUAUUGCUGCUGUGAUAGUGCCAACUGCGUGUCUCCGAGAAAAAUAAGACGUACCAAUCGUAGCGAAAGGUUCUGCAACUACCGUUUUGUAAGUAAGUAUGGCGCCCGCUGACUUCUCAGAAAUCCAUUGUUUUUUGUUGUUCAUGAUUUUGACUUUCUACCCAACAACGUUUUUUCAGUAAGAUGUUUUUAAAGUCUUCAAGAGGACUAUAAAUUAUUAUUAGAAAGAAUAGCUAUAUAUGUUUGAAUGAUUAGAAGAAUCUGUUAUUUUAGCAGCUAUAAUAGUAUUUUAUUUGAAGAAGAAUUCGUUUAUCAGUCUAUAGCUAUACCCAGGCUUUGUUCUUUGCAAAGAAACUAGUUUCAGCUCACUAGGAGUCCAUAAUAAGAAAGAGAGAAAUCGCAAUAUAUAAUCCCAAAUAGUUCUAACGUAAGCUACUACACACGUGAACAAAGCUGCAAGUUUGCAAACUGAGGGUGGGAAAGCGCCCGCGUGCUAAUAAUGGCUAUACUUUAGCCAUGACUACCAGUGCCCUCAGGGGAACAAGGCUUCGCAACCUCAGCCAAAGUGCUUCCCUCUACGUAAUAAUAUGGUUUUAUUAUACUUUGAUAUCAGCUUUAAAAGCUAGGUUACCUUCCAAAACAAAACAAAAAAACUUUACAGCAGUCGCUAACUGGCAACGGCUAUUUUUUAGCCAUGAUUGUAGCCUGUUCCUGUUCUCCACGGUUCACCAGGAAUAACUUGUUAAAAGUCCAAUUAUGGUUUACCAGAGACUCUAAUGCAAAUUUUGCAAUUUCUCUUAAACAUCAUAAUUUACAUCUUUGAGAGACAAUUUUUUUAUACACAGGUUAACAUUAUUUGGAUUUUAAAACUGUGCUAAGAACAGGAUUUGAUGUUUUCAUGGACAUACUUUAGAACAAAUAAACAAGUUUUUAUUCACACUUGUACUUUUCGACUUUUUUUGGUCUAUUUUACCCUUGAUCCGACUCCUCAGAAAGGUACUCCCUUAUAAAAGAUAUGCAGGGAUGUGUGCUUACAAGGGUUUGGUUCUUGAUCCUGGCGGUUGGUGUGGGUAUAGACUUGAAAUCUCUUUGUCUGGGACACUGGGUAGGUUUUUGUGCUCCUCUAAAGAUGGGGUGUGGAGAUGGGCCCUGAGCUUCGGAUGCCCAGAUAGUUGCCCUAAGUAUUUAUUUAGUUUGGAGCAUGCGCCUAUUUAGGUGACGUUCAAACGGGUGCGCCACCGAGUAAAAACCUGUCCUUUUUAGCAGUUCUCGUUACGGGUUUUCUUCAAUUCCAUGACUCUACCGUCUACAUGACGUUGUAAGUUUUAUAGAACGCCUCAUGAAGAAUUUCUUAUCAGAAAUGUUUUUUUUAGUGAUCCCGGUGUGUCACUGUUGGCCGCAGAAAAGCGGCGCUGAAAUAGGGUACAGAAAAUCACAUAUUUUGGCCAAGAACAGGCAGGGAAAGGGUUUUACAAAGCAUUCUCCGUUUCCCGCGAAUUCCUAGGAAUACCUUUUUUGCCCAAAAGGAUUUUUAUAUGCUCUGCCGAAGACAGUUUGCAUCCAAAUUUCAAAACUCAGAGCAACAAUUUCCAGCGAUUCGAACGAAACUGUUCGAUUUGCUUGAAAUUAAUGCCCUGGGUUUUGAAAUUUGUAUGCUAAAUAUUCUUUUUCUUGCCUUCAAAAAUUAGGUCUAUUGUUCAGUUGAAACAGGUCCUUUCCGAUUGCUCUUAGCUUUACCCUAAUCUUACCAGGGUAAGAUUAAAUUCUUUGAUACAAAAAAUCUUUUUCUCUUCUUCUUUGGAUCAGUUUCCUUUGACAUAAACAUUUUCCAAUUCACUUCAUUUUCAAAGUGAGAGUUUUUUAAACUCGAAAUUGACGUAUUUUGGUAGUUGUAAUCAAAUGACGUCAUUUUGGAAAUAGCUUAUUACAGCCUGGAAGUGCUUAGCUUGAUAGAAUGUUAAGUGUGGAGGGAGAAAUCCUAAAUAAAGAACCAAAAAUUAGCACCAAACUGGAAUCACACUCAGUGAACAAUGGAACGAGAAUCGAGGGCGCACAUUUUUAGAAAGGUGAGAGGUGCAAGUUGCAUAAUAAAGCGUAAACAUCAACCGGCUGCAUUUUUCCGAUUACUAACUGCCCCUUCCUCUUCUCUUCCUUAUUAACUUCCUGAAUAUUUCUUCGCGCUUUUGAUCGGUACAGCGCGUAGGCGCUACCUCCCUUAGUUUAUUCCCACUAUGGCGUUCCUUUGCAAUGAGCUGUCUUUCUUUAUGAAUUUUUUCCUCCACUUUUGGUGACGCAGUGAGCAGGUUUUGUGUUCUUAUGGUGUGAGAAUAUUUUCCCACACGCAGUGCUCAUGAAUUGCGGCCUUAUUUUUAGAAAUAUCUUAUUAUUUCCGCAGAUGGAGCCACAUUUCAUAAUGAAUACUAUGACCCGUUGCCAAGGUAUAACAUCUUUUCGAGCGCGCCUUCAUAACUGGGAAAAGACCCGUUAAGUACAUGUGGGGAACUUAAUUUACUGCUGCGGUGACUCGCUUGGUCAUAACAGGCUGCAGCUGCGCUGAAGUUAACUGUGCUUUGUUUUGCAAAUUUUUAAUGCAAGUUUAAAUAUGUUUAAAAGCUGUUUAGCUAAAUAUUGUUUGAAUUUGUUUUCUUUGUGAGAUCGAGCUGAGCACUGUAUUUUUAUUUAUAGUAAAUUAAGUAUAUGUAACAUGCUUAACCACAUUUACAUUCUGCGUUAGAGCCUGUGUUUAAGUUUCCCCUUACUGUUUUUCAAUUCUUUAAAACCUAGUUCAGUUAAACAUGUUUAGAUGGUAUGAAUGGGGCAUAAGGUUCAGUGUUCGAGUUCUCGGGCAGUAUGAAAAAGGAUUAUCAUUUCUUUAAGGAAGAUUUUUGCUUCUCCACUGUUAGGUUUCUAUCGGCUACCUGUUACAAAAUAGAAAACACGGCUUAUACAUACUCAUACACGCCUGCUGAUUUAAAGACAUGUACACAUAAUCGUUUAUAUAACAAAGCAAACAGAGCCGCAAUGAGUCGAAAUAAUUGCCUUUACACGGAAGUGGAUGAGAGAAGUUCAAACCGGCUAAUAAUUAGGCCAGUCCCCCUUUUUCCACAUGCGUUAUUCUAUGUUUUGUAGUUUCUUGUUGUUUUUAACAACUGAAUGAAGAUUAAAUGAGUAAUAAUACUGGGCCCUAUUGUGUUUGCCAGAAAAGCACUGAUGUUUUUUACGCUUGAAUAAUCGGUUGUUUCAUGAUACGGUUGUCAUUUGAAGGAAAACAAAAACUUGAAAAAGAAUACCAGCCAACUUAGCGGGUCGAUCUAAAAAACUUUGAAAUCUCUAAGAUUUUAUGAAUUUGUUACAGCGAGCUGAAUAACAACUUCCUUGAUCCGUUGUAUUCCCUGACAUAGUUUUGCGUAUUUCGUUCUUAGUUCGGUGAAGAUACACUCCAUUGUUUUAACCGUCCUUUGCCGGAGUGGACUUUUUCAAGAUAUUUUAAAAGCUUGUAUUGUAAAGGCGUUUCACGGUAAAUUUCAGUGAGACAUUAAAGUGAUUAGAGACUACCUUCGAUUCUUGUAGUAUAGAAUGAUUGUAAUAUAUUCUAGAAGGGAACAUUUUGAUUCCAAAUGCUGGUUUAGCAUUCCUAACUUGUGUACUUUGACUUUUAUUGCUGUAUAAAGCUUUAAUUGACUUAAAUGGACAGAACACGGCGAAAAAUAUUCUUUAAUAUUUGAUUUCGUAUAUACAUUGACUUGUUUAAGUUAAAACAAAAAGUGCGCCAUCUGCAAGAUUAAAACAAUCUACUUUAUCAUUCUCUGCUUAUAACAAAGGAUCUAAUACAAAAGUGACCAGACACUUUUGUCUCCUUCUGUUAGCAGAAAGCUGAAUAUUCUUUGAUCGUCGCAUUUUUCUUUUCAAAGAGGAAGCUACCUUCUCGACCAACGUGCGAUGAUACUUUAAUCAAAUUCGAGAUUCGUCAUUGAUUGAAAUUGUUUUCUGGGGUCAAGCAGACAUAUCUUGCUAACAAAGCGAAAGAACAAAUGAUAUACAUUUAAACAAAUCAGUAAUGAAAUAUAGGACAAUCAAACAAAAUAAAAAAAGAUGACCAGAUACAAAGAAGCGCGAGCCCUCACAACAGGAUAUUCGCCGCUGGUCACCCAAGCAGUUUCCAACUGUUGUUACUUUAAGACUCAAUUUAGGUGUCUCAACUUUUUUCUGUCGUCUGUUGCUACAAAUGGCAAGGAUUGACAUGGAUUAAACUCCAAGAAAAAAUUACUGGAGGUCAAGUUUUAACGCGAUGAGUAUGUUAAGAAAUCACCAAAAAAUAUUGUAGUUGCUACUCCCUGAUGAAGUUUGCUUGAUAUCUUCUUGAUAACUCCACAGGAGAAUUUUGCAUAUGGGUAAAGCAUUAAAUUAUUACUUAAGUAUAGAGUUGACCUAAAUAGCAAUAUACACGUGACAUAUAAUCCCGAUAAGUUGGUGGCUCACUGAGUUUCAUGCACUACGAGGGCUUGCGAGAUACAUAUUUCUGGCAUUUUGAACUAGAGCUCGGGUUUGGCCAGCGUAGACAUCCUCCUACAAAUUCUCAAGCAUAUGUUUUUACGCCGUUUAUAAGCCUAGGGAAAUUGCUGAAAUGAGACCAACCUCAAAGAACAAACUGGCUUCAUCAGAAUUUGGAACUAUUUAUUUAUCAAAAAUCCCUUAAUCUGGUGCUGAGUCCAGGUGUUAAAGGCGUGUUAUUAAACUGGUAUUCAUAGAUCUAUUUACUGAGACAGAGGUGAGGUUUAAAACUCUCUAAGACACUUCAAUUACGCCCUGAAAAUUCGAGAGUAAUGCAAAAUUUUUUCCCUUAUAUCUGUAAUAUUGUGUUUGGUUUGAUACUUUGAAAAGUACACAUACAUUUUAGUUGUUUUGAAGAUUGAAAUACAAUUUUAACAUGACCGCGGGUAGCUGUGCUAAUCUAGGCAGGUCAUGUCUAAGGAAUUAAAUACAACUUACAGAGACUAGACACCCGAUAAACCAAAAACUGACGUAAUGACAGGAGAUAACUAAUAAACUAAUCCAAUGCGAAUAAUGACAACACAGUUAUGAUAUUUAACAGAAGAAAAGGCAAUAAGCCUUAAACGGGCUAAACGAGAAAGUUCCUUCGCUCAACACUGCGUUACAUCCAUCAGAUCGUUUCUAAAAGAUCUAACGCUGUUAGCAUCCACUGAAUAGAAUGGCAUUUUUUAGCACUUUAAUCAUGAAAAACGUCGGUAAUUCCCGGGGUAAUCCUCUUGUGUGUCCUAUUUGAAUGACCCCCACUGGUGUAGAUGUAGGUGGUUAGCUGCCCUGAGGCUGACCCUGUUUUUUGCUGUUUGCAAGGCUUCACAAUUCUUUUGUCUCUAAGAAAGUUCCACCAUAUCACUCGUCCAUUUAAGUCAUUAUUUUUUUCCUCUCCUAUUUUUUGUUAAUUUUUUUUUUCAUUCUAAUCAUGAAAACCGCUGGCAAUACUCUUGUUAAUGGUCCGAAUUGAAUCACCCCCUACUGGAAUAGAUGUAGGUGGUUUUUUGUCCUAAAGCCGACCCCGUUUUAUGGUGUUUGUUAGGAUUUCAAUUCCUUUGUCUACUAGAGAAAGUUUGACCAUUAAACUCGCUCAUUCAAUGUAUUUUUACUCUUUUCCUCAUACCCUUACGCGCGUUUCUCCCUCCAAACAAAAUGCAAGAAACUGAGAUGAAAGAGCGCUACAAGUUUUAAAGUACCAAAUGAUGAUCACUCAGUGGAAAGAAGAAGCCACAUGAAGCCUUUGAGUCAUGGCCUACAGGAGAUUCCCCUAAUAAAUACUCCCUUUAAUACACAAGACAAUCACGUUAAAGUCCACGUUGCAGUUCCUCAAGGCUCUGCGUUUGUUCCACGCCGACCCUCACAAAGUUUGAUGGAUUAUCAAAACCACGAGGUCAGCAAAUUGACAAUGUAAAUUUGUCAAAGACUGUCCAAUAGAAAACUAGUUGCUUUUCAGGAUAACGUAACUUUCACGGCGUACUUUAUCAGGGAAUCGCUGCUACAAAGUUUUACUGUAAUUGAAGUUACCUAUUUAUUUAUUUUCAAUUAUUAUUCUCUGUUCUUUGAGGCAGAGAAGCAAAGGGUUUGCAAGGGCACCAGAAAAACAAAAUGAUGUUUACCCUUGUAUAAGUACAUGAUCACAUACUUGAAUUUUCAUUUUUGAUUUUUAUAAUGGCAUUUGUAACACCGAUAUUAUAGUGGUCUGUUGUUCAACCAAAUACAUGUAUGUUGGUUGUUUGUAUUAGAAGUGAUGGUCAAAUGCCCGGGUUUUACCUAGGGGAGAGUUAAAAGUUUCGCUUGAUCGGCGCGGUUAGAACCAAUUGAGACUGACAGUAAAAGCAAACACGAAAAGUCGCUAAAGAUUAGACAACUCUGGAACAGCUCAAAGACAUGUGCGGGUCCAUUACAAGAACGUUUGAUGAUUGUAGUCUACAAUACGGUAAUGAGACCUUAAGUCCCCGUUUACACGAGUCCAGGAAAAUUUUUGAUCGGACAAAAUUUUGCACGGAUUUGCCUUUCGUUUCCACGGGACCCUUCGAACAGUGCAAAUUUUUGAAGGGCAAACAGCUCCAAUCUGUAACAGAAUUUACACGGUUCCGUGUAAACGGGUUGCACAGUUAAAAAAUUCGUCCGGACCCGUGUGAACGGGGUCUCAGAGUCAAUCAUCCAGUAAUUGAAGCUAAUUUUCAGUAGGUACGAGUCUUUCUAUGGGUACCUACCCAACUGUCGUUUUCGUCGCACGUUUUCAAUUAAUUAUCGUCGGUUCACAAAGAAAAAGUCGGACAUCGAGAAUUGUUUUGUGUAGGAAGGCACCAGUUAAUAAUGAAUCCAAAAAAAAAAAAACCUGAAAGAGCAACACACUUUUUGGCAGAUUUUUUGCCGUCAUCGCACGACUCAAGUGGUCAAACGUGAUCGAACGGUAAUGCGAUCGUCGUCUUAAUCUCUAAAAGGACCGGUUCAGUCACCGAAUAUUUUAUGAGCUGAACUUAAUCCGAAUUUUUGAGGCCGACCCAAAUGAUUAAGACUAGCUGAAUUGAUUCAUCAGACGCCGAUUUUAAUUCCAGCCGAACUGAACUCAAAGGGAGAACUAUUUUCAUCUCUAUCAAAUUACUUGCGAAAUAUGUUCUAAUAACGUAUGCAUUAGCUUUCGCACAUGAAAAGUUCGGCGUCUGAUCAAAGCACAGGUAGCCCAAGCUCGAAAUAUGAGCAUGGGCGAGCAUCGGCAUUGUUGCGUAACAUUCAAAAUAUAGGGAUUUGUAUGGGAAACGGUUUAAACCGUUUACAUAAAACGGCCAUAAAUCGGCCCGUGGACCACACAGGAGAGACGUCACACACAUUUUAAGUAAGAUAAGCUGUUUUUUAUUGAAAUCCUUUCAUUUUCGUAGGUUACGGAAACGAUAGGUUUUUUUCCCGUACAAAUCCUUAUAUUUUGAAUGUUACGCAACAAUGCCGAUGCUCGCCCAUGCUCAUAUUUCGAGCUUGGGCUACCUGUGCUUUGAUCAGACGCCGAACUUUUCAUGUGCGAAAGUUAAACGAUAGGUUUUUUCCCAUACAAAUCCUUCUGUUUUGAAUGUUACGCAACAAUGCCGAUGCUCUUUGAGCUUGGGCUACCUGUGAUCAAAGCCGCUGCAAAGUCGCUUUAAAGUCGAAAUUCCAGGCUGGAACAGGUGAGAAGAACUGCUAAGCCGCUCCAAAAAUUUUGAUUGAAAUAGGCAUUCCUAACUUAUUAAGACGCCGAAAUCUUCGUGUAGUUAGGUUAAUGCAUAUGAAUGUAUUAGGUUCGGCUCAUGAAAAGUUCUGAACAAGGCUAAGAUCGUUGUUUGACUCUGAUUUCAUCGGAAAUAACCACGCAGACUCCCAGAUACUGUACUGCACUGAGGUACUUCUAAAUGACCCCUCCACUAUAUAUUCUCUACAUUAAAAAUUCCUGAUUCUUUGAUGGGUGUUCACGGUAACUGGCCUCAAAAAGAAUGAAAACGACCACCUCCCCUUAUUAUACACCCGUUUAGUAGUAGUAGUAGUAAUGCUAACAAAAUGUCCCCUGGUACUAUAAACAUUUGCAAACCUGGAAAUUUAUCGAACGACGUAUAUAAUCAGUUAUUUCUCGUCAUCAGUAAUUUACAUGUUAGUGGUAAGACUUUUUAGCAAGUGAUGUUGUAUGAUUUCCUAACAGGUUGUCCAGAUAAGGAUUUCCAGGAAGAUUACACCCUUGUGAAUGCUCACUGUCACAGUUAAGUUUAUCUGAACCUAGCCUGUGCCAGGCUCUCAGAUAGUAUAGUGGGGACGUAUUAAACAAGCAAAGCGAAAAUACGACGCGCGCGACUUGGCAAAGGGGGCGGUGGCGGCCGUCCCAUCUCUCCCCCGCGCCCGCGCGUUUUCUUAUUUUUGAACGCCUUUUCACUUUCACCACUAUCUCGGAGCCUGGAACAGGCUAAUCUGAACCUUGUUCAAGUGGUUACUCCCAGAGAAUACCGGGGUAUACUGUUACCAAGAACUCGAAAUGGUUCUCACAAAUCCAUCCUCCAUGUGUACCCCUGCAACCUCCUUUGGAUGGGAGAUGUCAUUGAAGUGGAUGCAAGGUAACGAAAAUGUUCAGCACAAUUCAGCAGCCUAUUAUUCGGAAAGUAAUUCAGAUAUAUACAAUCAAAGUCUCGUUUCACAACGAAAAAACCUUUCGAUCAAAGACCUAACCACCUAUGUUGCCGUUAACAAUCAAAGACAACAAAACGGUAAUGGUUUUAUGACACCAAGCCAUGUCUAUACUAAAUGCAGCCCUCCAGCGAAGUGCCAUCGUCCAAACUGUCCAUCAUACCUUUGUACCCAAGAAAUGAAACAAAUUAAUUCCUCCUGCAAUAAAAAACGCCCAGAAAAAGGAGACAUUCCAAAGAGUUCUCUACUUGUGAACAUUCCAAGUCCCUUCCAAAAAACGCAUGUCGUACAAGAUGAGCAGAAUGAUGUUGGGUCUGGUCUAAACAACUGGCUAACAGUCAAAGAGCUUCUUUAAAAAUCAGAGAUUAUUAUGAAGAGCGGGGAAGUUUAGUUGAAUCGAAUGUUCCGAGAUCAAGAGAAAAGACUCAGGCCAAGCACUCACGCCUUUCAUACGCUCGUAAGAUAGAUGCUUUUGAUGAAGACCACCAUCGCCGACAUCUUUCGAAAGCUGUCGUUUUCCAAGAUCCUGUUUUGGAGAAUGUUCCUUUUCGUGCAAGAGUAUGUCAACAGGACUUUGUUGCUGGAAGUGAAAAGCGAAAAAACCGCCAACUUCCCACACAACUUGCAGGGAAUGAAAAGAAACCUGCACAUUAUGAAGAUAAUCAAUGUGAGAAACUUUGCAAAAAUCGAAUCCAUCAGCAAGCAAAAAAUAUAGAGCCCAUCGAUAACUAUUAAAGGAUCUCCUGAAUUGAGAGAUCCGAAUUUUCGCGUGACAACCUCUCCUUGUGAAGACGCCUCCAACGCCAGAGUCCUUGCAGAUCUUGGAUGGUGGAGAAAGUGUGACGACAGCUUCAUCAAAGAACACCUUCGAAGAUAGAAGAUUAGACACUUAAAUAAAGUUGUUUAUUGAUUGAUUGACACAGAUUUGCAGAAAUGUUAUUCUUCCAGAUUCUGAGGCAAAAAAUACUGUUCCGUCCUGAGAAAAUAGAGAAAAAUCAAACGAAGACAAGAAACUCGACAGGGGCAAAGUGAAAUUUAUUAAUCGUCCUUAAAUAUUCACUGAUUACAAUGGAACGAUGGUUCUUCUUCAUUUUGUAUUACAAAUUCACCAUUCAAUGCGAUGGAGGAUAGAAAGCUAUAGAAUGUCUUAAAAUCUUGUGAAUCUUUGGAAAACAAAUCACGCAUAGCUACCGAGUGAAUGAAAUCUACCACCGUUUCAACUCGACAAGGAUAUUCGAUAUAUUUUAUUUCCCCUGGUUUUUAUUUGAUUCUGAGCUUAAAACACAAAAUUAGAAGAUGUUUUUGGAGACUAAGUGUCGCGAAAUUUUAAAGGAGUAGAAAUGAUAUCUUUUAAAUGAGCUACCGCCCUGCUCGCUUUCAAAAAAUGUUGACUGAUUUUGAUUGGCAGGAUGGGUCAUUGCUUAUGGGGGGGAGGGGGGGGGGCAGGGGAGAAUUGCAAGAUAAACUGAACGUCUGUCUGCAAGGACCAGCCUCUCAGGCCUGAGUAUGGCAAAUAAGAAUGGUACAUAGAAUAAAGCUGAAUGCUAAAACAAGGUUUAUGGCUUCAUAGGCUAUCAACCGACACAAACAAAAAUAAAACACAACUAAAGCAGGUUGUGAUAGGCAUGUUGGAUAUGGAUGGGUAUUGGUCUUUGACAAACUAUCAAAUUGCCAUGAUUUUAUGAAGGCCAUAACAGAAGUUGGAAGUGACUUACUUGUCAUCUUGGUUUUCUUAUACCUAUUUAGAUCUUUGAAAUUAUUCCACUUUUUUGGAAAUUUUCCUUUCUACACAAUGAUUUUAAGACAUCCAGCAGAACCUUUGAAAAAAAAUUACCCCUCUACGUCCUCCAUAAAAAAAUAAACACCCCACUCUGACCACACUAAAAUACCCUUGACCUCCCCCCCAACCCAUCUUUCCCUUCUUACCAUCUUUUCGAGCGCGCCAUCAUCAGACCUCAUUACCGAAAAGACCUGUUAAGUUCAUGUGGAGAACUGAAUUUACUGCUGUGCCUCCAGCUGCACUGAAGUAAACUGCGCUCCGUUUUGUACUUAUUUCCGUAACGGAGUUCCAUUUCCAAUUAACUCAUUUAAUUUUAAGGCUAUUAGAUAAUUAAUCUUUACACUAAAACGUCGGCUUACCUAUGAAAGCGACUCAAGAUUUGUUCCUGUCUUUAACUUUUGUUCUUUUGAUACGAAAAAUUUUAAAAGCAAUUUGUUUCACCAAAUCACAACGUGGUCAUUUAGUUAAAACUUAGCAUGGUUUUGUUUUUGGCUGUUUGUACACUGACAUAAAAAAAUAUGAAAAAAAAUAUGAAGAAAAACAAAACAACGGACGAGUUUUAUUUUUGGCUCUCUUUAGUAACAGUCGCCUCAACCAACUCAUCAAUAAGGCUGGAAGCUAUGCUUAGUGAAUAAAAAACUAACUAAUAAAGGGUUUCUUCGAGUUAUCGGACAUUCUUGCAUCGAAGUUACUUUUCCGGCGUUAAGUUCACAUUUUUCUUGUGAAAACCCCUUGAAAUUAAAAGGAUUAUUGCCACUCCACUGUUAGGUUAUCUCGGCUGGUCAUGUCGGUUACCUGCUGCUGCACAGAAAAGAGUUUAUGCAAGCCUGCUGAUUCAAUGUCAUGUAUACAUAUUCGUUUAUUAUCAACGCAAACACAGCAUCUAUGUCGGCCCAAUAAGUCGAAAUAAGUACCUUUACAGUUCCAUUAGCCUAAUAUGGUCCCCCUUUUUUCACUAAAGCUAUUCUAUGUGUGGUAGUUUGUUGUUUGUUUUUGUAACAGUUGAAAAAGAUUAAAUGGGUAAUACUGGGCCGUAAUGUUUUGCCUUGAAUAACCGGUUGUUUUAUGAUAUUACUGGCUCGAUCGAAGAAGUAUAUAAAAUUUUAAGUCUCAAAAUACUAAUUUUUGACAGGAAGGUGGAAACGUCCUCAUAUAAUUUUUCUUAUUUCCUUCCUAUUUCGGUGUGAAGCCGGAGAUAGACUCCAUUGUUUUAACCAUCCCGUUGCUGCAGUGGACUUCCUGAGACGAAGUAUUCAAGUUUAAGCUUAUAUAUAUAGUUUUAUCUUUUUAGGCGGUAUACGGUAAAUUGUGGUGUAAAGUGAAAGUUCUAGUUUAGACUAAAAGGAGGGAGCAUUUUAAUUUCAAAUGCGAGUUUAGAACUCUCAAUUUGGAUACUUUGAAUUUCAUUGCUGUAUACAAUGCUUUCAUCGACUUUAAUCUGCAAAACAUUGAGACAAAGCAUUUUUUGUGCACCUUGAUUUGUUUAUGUUUUAAAAAAACUGUGUCACCUAAAAGAAAAAAAGGCAAUCUAUUUUAUCAUUUUCUGAUUAUAUCACAGGAUCCAAUAUAAAUGAAGCCAGACACUUCUUUUCACCUUCUAUUGAAAAGCUAAAUCAAUAAUUGAAUAUUCUUUGCAAGUGGAAGCUAUCUUAGCGACCAACACGCGAUGCUUUGUUGAAAUUCGAACUUUGAUAUUGCAGAUGUUGUAGUGGGAAAACAGUCACAUUUUGAUAAAAAAGCGAAAGAAAAAAAGAUAUACAUUUAAACCGUUCUCUAAUGAUAUAGGACAAUGAAACAAGAUAACAAAAGAUGACAAGACACAAGGAAGCACCGGUCCUCACCACAGGAUAUUCGCGGCUGGUCACCCAUGCAACCAGUUUCCAACCUCGCCCGGCUGGAGCUUAAAGGGGCUGUAUAUCACGCUAUUUGCUGUCUUUGCUCCUGCUGUGGUAUUUAAUUUGCUUCCCAAUGAAAAACACAAAAAAAGACGAAAGGCAAUAAGCCUUAAAUUAGGGCUUUACUAGAACGAUCGUUUGCUUAACACUGACAUGCAUACAGGAACAUAUCGUUUAUAAAAGGCCUAACCCUGUUCAGAGCAACCAAAGGCAUUUUUUAGCGCUCUAAUCAUGAAAACCGUUGGCAAUUCUCUUGUUUGCCCGUGAUGAAUGACCCCCAGCUGGAAUAGUUGUAGGUGGUCAAUAGCCCUAAGGCCGACCGUGUUUUAUGGUAUUUGUAAAGCUUCACAAUCCCUUUGUCUCUAAGAAAGUUUCACCAUUUUUCCCGACCAUUCAAUUUAUUCAUUUAUAAUCUUGUUUUUUUCUAUUCUUGUUAUUUCCUAAACAUGUACGCUGUCCAACUUGUGAAGUAUACGAAAAUAUCCUCAAGAGCAGUUAAGUUUACGGACAGCGCAUUGCUAGAAGAUUUUCAUUUCUAGACGGCCAAAAACAUUUAACUACCGAGGAUUGUUUUCAAAAGGACACUCUACCAAAUGAACGAAGCUGGGAUUUUGCAUACCAAGGAUGGCAAAUCGAAGACAUUGCACCGCAAAAAUUAAACAAGGAUUUAGCGAUAUAUCAACAUGACAAUAGCAGACAUGCUUAUCGUCUCUGAACGGUCUAACACUGAAAGCAUACUAAGAGCAUCGAAAAGAACUUUUAAGGAAAUUAAUCAUGAAAACCCGUCUGCAAUUCUCUCUUUCCUCCGUGUUGAAUGACCCCCUGUUGGAGUAGAUGUAGGUGGUUGAUUGCCCUGAGGCUGACCCACUUGUAUGGUGUUUGCAAGGCUUCACAAUAUAAUCCUUUUGUCUAGAAAGGUUGAACAUUUCCCUCGCCAAUUGCAUUUCCCGCACCUUUACGUUUUACCUUCCAGGAAACUGCAAAAUAGUUAAGAUGAUAAAUGCAAAAAGAAAACUGCCUAAGAUUUGUCAAGACUAUAGAGACAUUGCCCAUCGUCAAGACUAUCGAGACAAAAAGACUACAAGUGUUGAAGUACCAAAUGAUAAUCACUCAGUGGAAAGCUACAUAAAUGGUUUGAGUCAUGGCCUACACAAGAUUCCCGUUAUAAAAAAUGUCUGUACUACACAAGACAAUCACCUUAAAGUCCCCCUCGCAGUUCCCCCAGGCUCUGGGUUUGUCCAAUCCCGACUGUCACAGAGAUUGAUGGAUUAUCAAUACCACGAGGUUAGUGAAUUGACAAUGUAAGUUAUCAAAGACUGUCCAAAGAAAGCCAAUUGCUUUUCAGGAUAACGCAACUUUCACGGCAAUGCUGCUAAAAGUUGUAUCGUAAUGCAAGUUAUGUAUUCAUUUUUUAUUAUUAUUCUCUAUUCUUUGAAGCAAAGAAGCAAUGGAUUAGCAAAGGCCCCUGAAAAACAAAAUGUUUGCCCUUGUAAGUACAUGAUCACAUAACAUAUAUUAUCAUUCUUGAUUUUUAUAAUGGCCUUUGUAAAACCGAUAUGAUAGUGGUCUGUGGUUCAAGUCAAAUAUUUUGGUUGUUUUUUCUUUACAAAUGAUGGUCAAAUGCAGAGAUUCACCAGGGUGGGGGUGGGGGUGGGUGGGGAGAGUUGAAGUUAGGAAUUGUUAGUGCAUUAAGAAUCAAUUGAGACUGACUACUAUCAACAAACUGAAGCAGGCACAAAUACGAAAAAUCGCUAAGAUUAGACAACUCUGGGACAUUUCAAAGACGUAUUCUGGCCAUUACAAGAACAUUUGAUAAUUAUAGUGUUUAAUGCGGUAACGAUAGCCUUAAGGACCUGUUUAGAAGAGUCCAGGAAAAUUUUUGAACGGACAAAAUCUUGCACGGAAUUGCCUUUCGUUUACGUACGCGGGACUCGCGGAACCGUGUAAAUGUUUGAACUGCAAACAGUUCCAAUCUGUAACAGAGUUUGCACGGUUCCGUGUAAACGGGUUGCACAGGUAAAAAAUUCGUCCGGACCCGUGUAAACGGGGUCUCAGGGUCAAUCAUCCAGUAAUUGCAGCUAAUUUUCUGCAGAUACAGUUUCUAUGGGUAACUGUGGAAAUCGUUUUCGUCGCGUGUUUUCAAUCAAAUCGUCGGAUAUGAAGAAUUGUUUUGCGUGGUUAAUCAGGCUACUAGCGAGUUCGAGCAACCGCUACGACGAAGACGACGACGACGGAAAAGAAAACGAGAACAAUUUAGAUAGGGACCAGUUAAGAUAAAGCAGAAAAAGAAAACACAACAACUCUGAACGAGCAACACACUUUUCAGCAGAUUUCUUUGCCGCCAUCGCACACCUCAAGUGGUCAAACGUGAUCGGAACGGCAUAUUAGGGUUUGAGGCCUGAACUAGGCCUUAAAUUGUCGCUUAAUCAGUAGCGAUGAUCUCGACCUUCAUUUCAUCGGAUUCACCCAUACAGAGUCCCAGAUUAAAGCGCUUAGCAGCUUCUACACUACCUCUCCAAACUUAUUUGCCACUACAUAUUCUAUACAAAACUAAUUAGCCACAGACUUCAAAGGAAAUCCUUGAUUCUUUGAGCGGGUGUUUACGGUAAAUGACCUAUAGAAAAAGAAUACCAAAGCGUAAUUACCAUCCGUUGAGUAGCACUAGUGAUGCUAUGAAAAAUUUUCCUGGAAUUCUUAAUAUUUGUAAGCCUAGCAAUUGAUCAAGGGACGUCAAACUCACUAACAGUAAUUUUUUUACGUAGUCGACUUUUGAGCAGACAGAUGUUGCAUUAUUUCCUUACAGGUUGUCCAGAUAUUAAGGAUCUUCAGGAAAAAUGCAUCCCGGUAAGUCUGCACAGUCACAGUUUUUCUGAGCCUUGUUCAACAAGUUACUCCCAGAGAAUGCCGGGGUAUACUGUUACAAAGAACUCGAAAUGGUUCCCGGAAAGCAAACCUCAAUGUGUGCACAGGCAGCCACACUUGGAUGGGCGAUGGUCAUUGAAGUGGCUGCAAGGUAACAAAAAUGCUCAGAAUAAUUCAGAAGAAUAUUGUUCCGGAAGUAUUUCAGAUAUAUACGAGCAAAGUCUCGUUUCACAACCAAGGAACUUUUCGAACGAGAAGUUAACCAUACAUGUUGCCGUUAACAAUCAAAGACGACUAAACGAUAGUGGUUCUAUGUCGCCAAGCCAUGGCUAUACAAAAUUCAGCCCUCCAGCGAAGUGUCAUUGUCCAGGGUGCCCAUCAUACCUUUGUACCCAAGAAAUAGAACAAAUUUAUUCCUCCUGCAAUAAAAAGCGCUCAGAAAAAGGAGACAUUCCAAAGAGUUCUUCAGUGGUGCACACUCCAAGUGUCUUUCAAAAAACGAAUGCCGCGCAAGAUGGGCAAAAUAAUGUUGCCUCCAAACAACUGUCUAACAGUCAAAGCCCUACUUUAAAAAUCAGAGAUUAUUAUAAAGAGCAGGGAACUCGAGUUGAACAAAUCUUUCGCAAAAAUCUGAGUUCGAGAGAAGAGACUCAGGCCAAGCAUUCACAUCUUUCAUAUGGCCGUAAAAUAGAUGGUUUUGAUGAAAGCCACCAUCGCCGACAUCUUUCAAGUGCUAUUGUAUUCCAAGAUCCUAUUUUAGAGAAUGUUCCUUUUCGUGAAGGAGAACGUCAACAGGGCUUUGUUGCUGGAAGUAAAAAACGAAAAAACCGCCAACGCGGCCCCCAAAAAGUGAGAGAAGAAGAAGGUGCCCAUUAUCAAUAUAUACAACCUGAGAAACUUAGUGAAAGUCAAAGCCGUCCGCAAGCAAACCCAUUGAGCUUUCAUGAUCCAUCGAUUACUUCUGAAUUAAGAGAUCCGAAGGUUCGUGUUACAACCUCUCCUUGUGAAGACGUCUCUUCCGGAGUCCAUGCUCAUCUUGGAUGGAUGAGAAAGUAUGACGACAGCUUCACCAAAGACACACCUUGGAGACCACAGGUUUGCAGAAAUGAUAUUGCUCCAGAUACACAGCCGCCGUGUCACCCCUUAUCUAAAGGUGGGAAAACUACCGAGGAGAUAACUACGCCAAUUUUUGUUACUCAACAAGUUCAGAGUCGUGCUGGGUCAUCGUUUAAAGAGUUUUCCAGCGAGUACUCUCUUGCAAACCAAUUGUCACUCAAGCAUGAAAAGAGUGCAUUUCCCCAGUCCAAAACGCCGGACUUGAAGCUAAGAAUUACCCCCGGAAAUUUAAACAAGCGUCCUGGUUACUUGAAGGCAGUAUGGAAGUUAGACCCACAGCACUGGUACGCUCCUACAAGCCUGGAAGUUUCAAAAAUACAGUUUGAAACUUUGGACAAACAAAGAGCAAGUCUUGAAAGUGUCCACAAAGUUGGUACGUUUCCAAUGCAAGUCGCAUUUGGCCCAUCCCAACUGAACGUAGACAGAGAAGGCUGUAAAAUGGAUCCACGCGAUGACCAGGACAUGCCGUGUAAUCUCGAGCGUCGUGGUGUGCCAUCAAAAGAGGGACCUCUAAACGAAGACAUGCACUCUCCUCCAUCAUCAUUGUCCAGUGACCAGGGCGGUGUUACCAGCACAACUCUUGACGAUAAAGAUGGAUUACAGCAAACACAAAUCAGUGAGCAGUCACAUCCGACAGGUGACGCCAAUACCCUCAACUACGGCAAGAACCUAAAGAAACACGCUGAAGAGAAACUUGUCAACUUUACAGAAAGCCACAGCCCUUUCUUCAACGGGCGAGAAAUUUGUGGUAACUUCAUGUCACCCAGCAUGAAAGAAAGAAGGUUCGUUUGCCGCUUCUGCUGCAAGAAAUUUGCCCAUUUUUCUACACUGCAAAAUCAUGUCCGGACGCAUACAGGUGACAAACCAUUUCAGUGUAAGUUUUGCAGUCGUCGAUUUGCUCAGUCGGGAGUCCUAAAGGCACACUUGCGCACGCACACUGGCGAAAAGCCGUUUGUCUGCAUGUACUGUGGGAAAAUGUUUGCCCAAAGCACGACACUAACAAAUCAUCUUAGAACUCACACUGGCCAAAAGCCAUACAUUUGCCACUGCUGUGGCAAGUGUUUUUCCCAGCCGUCGACGCUAAGAAAGCACGAACUUUCUCACACCAAAGAACGCCCAUAUUCAUGCAAGUUUUGUGGAAAAGCGUUUGCCCAACAGUCCACGCUUACUAAUCACCUGCGCUCUCACACUGGCCAGCGGCCCUAUAAGUGUCACUUCUGCGAGAAGAGCUUUGCCCAGUUGAGUACGCUUUAUAGGCAUCUACGCCUCCAUUCCAGUGGAGGAAGCGGAGACUCAAGUCUUAUCAGUGCCAGUUCUGCAGCAAGAGUCUCAGCUACUUCUCUAAUCUAG
Molecule: messenger RNA, 21289 nt
Organism: Porites lobata
Lineage: Eukaryota; Metazoa; Cnidaria; Anthozoa; Scleractinia; Poritidae
Source: the annotation of a GenBank genome assembly